AUGUGGCUCCUUGGUUUCUCCACCAAAAAUCCAAAGAAUUUCUUGAUAAUUGGUGCCAUAUUGUUAGUAAUCCUUGUAACCCUUAUCCUGAGGUGGUUUGCCAUCUACCUUGAAGCACAGGCUAGUAAUCACUCCAUCAAAAGGUCCCAAAGAAAAGGUGAUAAACAGCAGCAGGAAGUAAUAAAGUGUUGCCCUGGUAUUAUAAGGACUUAUGCGCUAGAAGAGUUGAAGAUGGCAACAAAAGAUUUCAGAAUUAGAAUAGGUGUUGGAGCAACUUCUUUUGUAUACCUUGCAGAGCUCGGGGAUGGAAGAUUUGGUGCAGUAAAGAGAGUUAUGGAGGAUAGAGGUGGCAGCAAGAAAAUUUUCCUGGAUGAAGUUUCAGUUUUGCUGAGGAUUUCUCAUCCAAAUUUGGUGGGAAUGAUGGGUUUCUGCUUAGAGAAAAGAGAGCAACUUCUGCUGCUGGAGUAUGUCCCGAACAGGAGCCUUUUUGAUAGGAUGCACACAUACAGUGGUCAAUCUUCAGGAAUUCUGACAUGGUCCAACCGCUUAAACAUUGCCUUAGACAUUGCUAGAGCCCUUGACUACCUACACUCCCAAGCUGAUCCACCCAUCAUUCACAGAGAUGUAAAGUCCUCUAACAUUCUCUUAAUUGACGAUGAUAAUGCCAAACUAGCUGAUUUCGGGCUGUGCAAAUUGGGUUAUGACAAGCCUGGCUCACAAUCUCCUACAACCAUCAAAGGCUCAGUUGGUUAUGUUGAUACAACCUACCUCAGAACAGGCCUCGUUUCACCCAAGAGUGAUGUUUAUAGCUAUGGAGUACUAUUGCUUGAGCUCAUUACAGGACUAAAAUCAAUACAAGGAUCUGUUACACUUGCUGAAUGGACUGAAGAAUGCAGGAAGAAUGAUGAUAUCCAAGUUUUGGCUAAAAUUUUGGAUCCUAAACUUAGAGGAGAGGCAAAUCUAUUCCAACUCAGGGUGUUGAUAGAUGUAGCUAACGUAGCUGUAUUAGAGAAUUGUGAAGCCAGGCCAGAAAUGAACCAGAUUAUGGAUAGAAUUUUAAGUUGCAUGGAAACUCAAUCCCAUCAUCACCACUUGCCAGUAUAA
Ricinus communis (castor bean) is the source of this 1104-nucleotide messenger RNA. Its product is annotated as probable receptor-like protein kinase At1g49730. Lineage: Eukaryota; Viridiplantae; Streptophyta; Magnoliopsida; Malpighiales; Euphorbiaceae. Gene Ontology annotation, cellular component: plasma membrane. Gene Ontology annotation, molecular function: protein kinase activity; ATP binding. Gene Ontology annotation, biological process: protein phosphorylation. The transcript has 2 exons. The coding region runs from base 1 to 1104 and encodes 367 amino acids. The record is from RefSeq and is a predicted model, not a curated record.